UUACAGAAUGCCGACGAGAGCGUUUCUACUGCUAGCCCUAGCGCUUGCCUCAGCUGCCACGGCUGUUCAUGGCCAGGCUGCCGGCUUCCUUCUCUACACGCGCCGCACCGCGGAGAGUCCGCAAACCCUUGAGCCGGAGGUGGAGUCGCUGGUGCGCAGCUCUUUCUAUGCCGCCGAUCCCAUUGUGCUAUCCCUUCCCCGCUGGCUGGGCAACAGCUCCGCGCCGGAGCACUCGGCCGUGGUGGCCGCCCAACUGGAACAGCGGGAGUGCAAUGUGAUUACCGUGGAUCUGGCGGAGACCACGGACGAGGCAGCCAUCACCGAGAGCGUGGGCAGCCUGAUCGAGCUGCUAAAUCGAAACUUUGAUGUCCCGCUGGCGCGGAUUCUGCUCGUGGGCUUUGCGGAAGGGGCCCAUCUGGCGGGCGCUGUGGCUGCCAAAGUGCAGACCGCUCUUGGCCAGCGACUCCCGCAGCUGACAGCCCUGGAUCCCACUGAAGCCUCUCUGCAGCAUGUGCUAUCGCCCUCCGAUGCGCAGUUCGUGGAGGUUGUGCACACCAAUGGCGGCGGCUUGGGCACCUUGGAGCGCCUGGGCCAUGUGGACUACUACCCCAAUGGAGGGGAGACACAGCCGGGCUGUGUGGAAGAUUCCUGCUCGCAUGAGCGCUCCUUCGAGCUGCUCGCGGAGAUGUGGUCCCCGGAGAACGACUUUGUCAGCGCCCUCUGCGGCUCCGUGGAGACAAUGAACGUUCAAAACUGCCGCUGGACGUCCCUCAAGAUGGGACAAAGGAGCCAACGGGAACCCACACCCGGCAUCUACUUCCUGGAGACGCGCAGCGCCCAGCCCUUCGCCAGAGGAGCCUACCACAUCAGCUUCCUGUGAACAGACCCAAUAAAGAAAGCCCCCAGAAACGAUGGAAACAAAGGGGCAGGCCAGGCCUGUCAUUAGUCAUUGCAGCCCUGUGCCCCCCC
Drosophila obscura is the source of this 969-nucleotide messenger RNA. RefSeq names its product pancreatic lipase-related protein 3. Gene Ontology annotation, molecular function: lipase activity. The transcript has 3 exons. The record is from RefSeq and is a predicted model, not a curated record. NCBI's taxonomy places the organism in Eukaryota, Metazoa, Arthropoda, Insecta, Diptera, Drosophilidae. Bases 8 to 880 code for a protein of 290 amino acids.